Messenger RNA from Neolamprologus brichardi, 3170 nucleotides. RefSeq names its product pleckstrin homology-like domain, family A, member 1 (gene phlda1). Gene Ontology annotation, molecular function: phosphatidylinositol phosphate binding. Gene Ontology annotation, biological process: positive regulation of apoptotic process. NCBI's taxonomy places the organism in Eukaryota, Metazoa, Chordata, Actinopteri, Cichliformes, Cichlidae. The record is from RefSeq and is a predicted model, not a curated record.
GGUGUUACAGUGUUUAUGCAUGAAGGAGAAAUCUCAGCUCUGCGCAACUUAAAGCACCUCUGAUGCGUCUGCACAUACUGGCAGACUUUCAGUCUCUUCUUCCUGAAGAUGCUGAAGAUACUGACGUUAUCGGUGCUCUGCUUUGUGCUCAUCCCAGGAGGCUGGAUGUUACUCAGGGGGGCGGUGCACCUCUUCAGACCCCUCCCGCCCCCAACCCACUUCUCUCUCUGUCUCACACACACACAACACACAAACACCGCAAGCAGACAGGCAGGCUGGCAGCCUUCUCACUACAGCCAGCGCUUCUUGGAGCCGCAGUCACAAGCAGCAUCCCAUGCCUUUCACCUGCUUGGGAGUAAAACACGCGUCCAGUCCGUGAAGCAGCCACGAAGGGCAGGAGCACCGAGGCGUCCGGGUAAACAUGCUGGAAAACGGGAGGAAAGUGUUCAAGGAGGGUCUGCUGGAGAAACGGAGCGACGGGCUGCUGCAGCUCUGGAAGAAGAAACACUGCGUCCUGACCGAGGACGGCGUGCUGCUGCUGCCGCCCAAGCAACACGACCACCAGCAGCACCACGGCGGCGGCGGGGACGCGGGCAAAGUCAAGGAGCUCCACUUCGCCAACAUGAAGACGGUGGACUGCGUGGAGCGGAAGGGUAAAUACGUGUACUUCACGGUGGUCAUGACGGAGGGGAAGGAGAUCGACUUCAGGUGCCCGCAAGACGAGGGCUGGAACGCGGAGAUCACUCUGCAGAUGGUCCAGUACAAGAACCGGCAGGCGAUCCUGGCCGUCAAGUCCACCCGGCAGAAGCAGCAGCUGCUCGUGGUGCAGAUGCCCGGACAAAAGACCGUGCGCAGCUCUCCGAACGUAGCGUGACCUGCGGCGAGUCCCGCAGACACUGGUGCACGAUUUGCGGUUAACUGGACACUCAGCUGGUGGAUGAAUCUGAACCCGAGGUGCAUCUCCCCCUGCCGCUUCCCCGCCGAGCCUCCAUUCUCCAGGAGAACCCCUCUUCCAUGCAGUGGUUUCCACAGACCUGCGCCUCGCCCUUUUUCAGUACAGAGACUUGUUUCACAAAAGACUCAUGGACAAAAAGCAUGUGAGAAAAAAGAGCCGCGUUCUACCAUGCGAUGGGUUUAUCUCUUAUUUAUUAGAAGUGUAUAUAUAUAUUUUCUAUAAAAAUGUUAUGUUGUUGAUAAAUGGAAGAGGAAGGAGUGGCUUUGCGGUUCAUAGCCUACAAGGCCAUUGGAAACAAGCUUGCAUAUGUAUUAGGAUGGAUAUCGUAGGUUAGCCAAACCAGUUCACUAUUAGUAGAAUGUGUCAUUGUCCAUUGUUUUAUUUUUCAACUGAACCAAAGACUCAUUUCAAAACAUUUUUUUCUCUUGUGCAGUGUUAUAACUCACAAUACUGAAGAUCUGUAGGGAGUCUAUAAGCUGAUAUACCUGCUCAGUAUAGACAAGCAUUAUUUUCCGCUCUUCAUCUGUAUAGCGGCAGCAUAUGGGAGUGUUUUACAGUGUAAAUCCAUCAUCAGUUUGUUUUUGUUUUUUUGCUGCAUUCAUAGAUACAGAAGUUGUCUGAUAUCUUUGCUUCAUGUGAGUCUUAAAACUACAGAAGAUGCUAGCUCAUCACACUUAGUUGGUUUUCAGUGGUUACAGAGCAGAGCUUAGUAACAGCAGAAGAUUAUUAGUGCAAAGUAAAGUGUGUGUGUGUGUGUUACAACACCAGUGUGCAGAAUCUGAGCUGCAAUCUGAGACAGGUUCAGUGGUUGUGUUAAAUCCUUUCUGGCAUGGCUGAAACACAGAGAAGGAAAACUUAAAGAAACAGCAGACAGUCCCGAUGUUGAAACUGUAAAGCUUCUGUUUUUGAGUUUUACCGUCCUGUUAGGGGCCAAGCGAGUCUUUGCACAGAGCUCAUGUGGCUUUUAAGUUAUAUUAAGUUUCUUACCAACUUCUGAAAUUUCAGAUUCAUAGGAAAUCCAAGUCCUUAUUACGUACAUAAGCAUGAUUGGGUUAACAGUAUUACUAUAGUGAUUGUAGUAUGAACCCUACCUCCUCCUUCAGGGGCGGGCCGAUCUGAACGAAUCUUUGCACAGACAUCAUCACUCAUACAGAGAUUAUUGACAUUUAUACAUUAAAAAAAAAAAGACCUAUUUUAAAUGCCAGGUCUUUGGAUUUUCAUAUUCAUAGUCUCCCCAAAUGCAAUGUUACCUUCUCCGCUUGCAAUUUGUUCCAUGUGUCACGUUAAACCUACUUGGCCCGUGUAAAACUUAAUGGUCAUCAGAAUUUGAUUCUUUCAGAAACUUUGUAACUGAAAGAAUCGACUAGUAAAAACGAGUAAAGCGCUACACAAAUACAUUUACCAUUUGUUCAAAUCACUGCUGAAGACGGAGAAAUUGAAAAAAGUGCUGCAGGUCCAGAUUUUGAGUUGUUCACUGUGAUACUUAUAUCAGUAACUAAUGUAUCAACAAGCAUUGUAGUUGUGCAACAAAAUACUGUGGCAUUUAGACCUGAUAGGUUUUGUUUUCCCAGUUAGCUGUAUUUUGAUAGGAGUUUGUGAAUUUAAGCUAGCCAGCCAUCCAAGUCAUUCGCUGUGCUAACAGACAUUUAUCAUGACCACUGAGAUUCUCUCUGUCUCUGUAGCAGCUCUGCCUCUGAGAAAAGUCUGUAAAACCACAACAAAGUUUUAAUAGGCACGACAUACUUUUCAUGUGAAAGCAAACAGACCGAUAAUACUUUGAAACGGUGUGGUACAUGGCAACAUUUACAGGGACGUGCUGGGUAAUGGGCUCAGAAAUGUCCUUUAUUGGUUUUCACGAUGGAGGAAUAUCUGUCAGGAAACAUUUUCUCUCACUGUGGCUCGUGUCGUUUCCUGUUAGCUGGCAGUUCCCCUCUGCUAUCCCCACUUGCCAGCGUUUCACCGGCAGACCAGCACAUGUCUCCGUGUUGUUGUCAUCUCCCACACGGGGUCACAGCUUUGCCCUUUAUCUAAUGCAACUGGUGUGAUGCUUCUCUGACAUUCCUUCCUGUUGCCAUCAUGACACACACAGUUAUAGCUGUGCCCUUUGUAGCCACUGUUCAAUUUCUUAUUUCAACGUGAGAUCUAUUUUCAUACCUCGAUACAAGAUACAUUCCAUUAAAAAAAACAAAAAAGCAAGAAAAAACAAAAAACCAAA